AUGGAUAUUAAAUUAUAAGUGGAUAAUCUUAUUAAACCAAUUAAAGAAAUACUUUAGAAUAUUGAUCAAGUUAAAAGUUAAAUCAUAUUAUCACAUACUCAAUAAUUUGCCUUAUCUAUAAUUGAAUUUAUAUAUUUAGGAAAUUGUUGUCCUUGCACUUUAACGCCUGUUGAAUAUAAAACCAUAAUUAUUUAAUAUGUUUAACAAUUAAGAAAGUAUUAUUAGAACAUUAAAGAAUCAACAGCAUGUUAAGUAUAUCAGUUAAAUAUUUAGAGAUUGUAAACAAACUAAUAAAACAGCGAUAAGAUCAUGGAGAUCGUGAACUAGAAGGAUUUAUGAAUUCAGAUGAAGAAGAAACAAAUUUAGUUAAAUAAAUAACAUUUUAAUAAAAUACUUAAGAUUAUUCUAACGAUGCAGAUUUGGAAAAACAUAAAUUAGUAUUAUAAUAGAAGGAUUAUGAAAUCUCUAAUCUUAAAGCAAAAUUAUAAGUAAAAGAAUAGAAACUCUUGGAUUUAGCAAGUGGUUAUUUGAAAGAUUUAUAAAAUAUGAGAGAAUAAAUGUAUAAGAAAUCUGAUGAUUUUGAUUAUUAUGAAGUUUCUUAUUGUGAUGUUACUGAUAUUGAAGAUCCUCGUUAUAGAGAUUUAGUUAAUAAUAAAAUAGCUAAUUUAAAGAGUCAAUAUGAAAAGAAAACAAGGGAAAUGUAAAAUUACAUUUUAUACUUAGAUAUGUAUUUGUAUAAAAACAAAAAAGUGAAAUUUAGAAUUUAAGAUAAUAAGUAGGAAAUUAUGAAUAAAAAAUAAAGAUGAUGGAUAAUGUAGAGUAUUUAAUGAAUCGUGUAUUUACAUUAGAAUAAGAUCCUUAUAGAAUAUGGAAAUAUAUUUAAGAUAUAAAAGGAAAUGAAUAUUUUCAUGAUGUUUUUGAAAAAUAGAAACCAGCAUCAGGAAUUAAAUAUAGAGAAGUGAAUAAAUUAUUAAUGGUAACUAAAGCUUACGAUAGAGAAUUAGAAUAUUUUAAAAAAGGAAUAGAAGAUUAAAUGUAUGUAUAUUUGGAAAGGGCUUGUGGAAUUAUUAAUCUAUAAAAUUAAGAUUUAUUAGAUGAAAUAGAAGAAUUAAAAAAGGAAAUUAAUAGAAUUAAAUAAUUUGAAAAUAGAAUCAAUUAAUAAACUAUGCGUUCAUUUGAUUAAUUUAAAAAAUAAUGUAAUUUAUAAUAUAAAAUAAAUAAUAGUAAAAUAACAUUAAGAGGAAUAUUUGGAUAUAAAAUCAAAAGAAUUAUAAUAAUUACAGAAGAUUUAACUAAAAUAUGCUACUAAACUAUGGUAUUUCGUGAGUUAAAUUAAGAAAGGCAAAGAUAUAAAAGAAUUGAUAUUAUAUGCAUAGUAAAGCAAAAAGUUAAUAAUAUAGUUAGAAUGACUACGAAAAAUUGACAUCAUAACAAUUCUUAGAGUUAGAAAAUAAUUAUCUUUAAAGUAUGAUUACAACUAAAAUAAAGUAAGAAGAGAUCGUUGAAUUAAAUAAUAAAUUAGAAUAUAUGUAAUUAUAAAAUGAUGAAUUAAAGAGUUAAAAUUCUUAAAUGAAAUUGACUAUUUAAGAUUAUAAAGCUAAAAUUAAAAAUCAUUAGAAAUGUUUAUAAUAAACAAUUAAACAUAUUGAUGCUAAGAUAAAUCCUGAAUAACUUAAUUUAGAAGAUAAUAAUAGAGAAACAACCCUUAGUUUUAAAGAUAAACUUAAAUAACUUAGAUAAUAACAGAAUGGUUUAAAAUUUAUAUAAGAAGUAUAUUAAUAAUAUGAAAAAAAUAAUAUGGCAUUAGAAUUUUUAAGUACAUAAUAUGAAAAUAAAUCAACAUAAACUAUGAUUGGAAAUGUUAGUAAAAGUUUAGCAGAAGCAAUUGAAAUACAUGAAUUACAUAAAAAUAGUGAAGAAAUUAAUGAUGAUUUUGUUAAUAUGUAAUAUAAAUAGAAAGAUAUAGAAUGUUAAACUGAUUUAAUUAAUAUUGAUGAUUUAUUGAAGUAAAAUGUAAAUUUAAAAUAAUAAAUUAAACAUUUAUCAUAAGAUAUAGAUGAUAUGGAAGGUGAAGGAGUAAUAUAAUAACAUUUUUAACUUAUUAAUUAAAGAAAUUAAUCUUUUGAUGUUAAUUCAUCUUAAAAAAGUUCAAAUCUUAAAAGAAGAUAUGUUUAAGUUAAUGAAUCUAAAGAUUCAUAUUCAAAUUAUUAAGAUGAUCUUAGAGCAUCAAAUGAUAAAAGUAAUGGUUAUCAAUUAGGUUAGACUAAUUAAUUAAUUAUAUUACAUCCAUAAUCAUCUGUUGAAAAAAUUGCAUAAACAUAAACAUUUUAUACAUCAAAACUUUAAUAAAGAGGAGUAUUUAAUAGAUUAUUUGAGGAUAGUAAAAAGAAAUGUGAGAGAAUACAAUAAAUAAAAAAUAAUUUAGAAUAAUUAGAAAAAGAACAUUGGCAAUAAGUAGCAGAAUUAGUAAAAGAAGAUUUAGAAAUUGUAAAUGCAUUUAAAGAUAGUCUUUCAUCAAGUAAACAUUUUUAUUAGAAAUAAUUAAAAAGAAAUAUAGAAAUGGAAUAAAAAUAUUUUCCAUAAAAACAUAAUAGAGCAUAAUUUUAUUUUAAAAAAUUUAAAGAUUUUCAUGUACAUCAAUAAGAAUUAAAUGAAAUAUUAUUUGAUCCUAAUUCUAGUGAUGAAAAAACUUAAGAAAUUUAAAGAUUGAAUAUCAAAAGUGUUGUAGAUAAUAGAAAAUUAAAUGGAUAAAUUAAAUUUAAUGGAUUAAAAAGAGAAGAAUAUUAAUUUUUUAAAUAACUUGAAAAGAGAAAAUUAUAAAGUAGAACUUUUAGAAGUACUUAAUAAUCUCCAAAAUAGAAGAAGAUUCAAUAUGUCUCAUUUGCUAAACCAUUUAUUGGAAGUUUAACUAGCUAUGA
Messenger RNA from Paramecium primaurelia, 2918 nucleotides. NCBI's taxonomy places the organism in Eukaryota, Ciliophora, Oligohymenophorea, Peniculida, Parameciidae. The record is from the annotation of a GenBank genome assembly.